Marmota flaviventris (yellow-bellied marmot) is the source of this 2022-nucleotide messenger RNA. Lineage: Eukaryota; Metazoa; Chordata; Mammalia; Rodentia; Sciuridae. The record is from RefSeq and is a predicted model, not a curated record.
AUGGGGGAGGUAGUGCUCCUAAAGCUGCUUCUUCUGCUCUCGGGGGCCUUGGUAGGGACCGAGACCUGGGCGAGUGAGUGCGGGGGUGGGGGAGGGAGAUGGGUGCGGGGCAAAGGGGGAAGGAAAUGGCCUCUGCGCGGGAGCAGCCUGAGGACCCUCCAGAGAGCGAGCAGGAGCUGGGGAAACUGCGUCCCCACUACUCCCAGCCCAGACCUUCCCCGCCGUAGUGAGGCACGUCCUGACCCUCCACUCCCGCCCCUAAGUCCUGCCCUGCCGCAUCACACCACCCCCUUUGCGUCUUUCGAGCUCGCUCCUCUUCUCCAGGUGUUGUCAACCUGGGACCUGGGUCGGGCGCCUGGAGGAAGGUGGACCGGGUCUCAGCCGCUCUCGCCUCCAGGCUCCCACUCCUUGAGGUAUACGGAAACCCUCGAGUCCCGGCCCGGCCUCCGGGAGUCCCGCUUCAUCUCCGUGGGCUACGUGGACGACACCCAGUUCAUGCGCUUCGACAGCGACGCGAAGAAUCCCAGACAGGAGCCGCGGGCGCCGUGGAUGGGGCUGGAGGGUCCGGAGUAUUGGGAGCAAAACACACGGAUUUCCGAGAACUCUGCACAGAAUCACCGAAUGUGCUUGAACACCCUGCGCGGCUACUACAACCAGAGCGACAGCGGUGAGUGGGGUUCUCACACACUCCAGAGGGUAUAUGGCUGCGAGGUGGGGACAGAGGGGCGCCUCCUCCGAGGGUUCCUUCAGUACGCCUACGACGGCGCGGAUUACAUCACCCUGAAUGACGACCUGCGCUCCUGGACCGCUGCAGAUGCUGCGGCUCAGAUCACCCAGCAAAAGUGGGAGGCCACAGGUGCUGCAGAGCGCCGCAGGGCCUACCUGGAGGGCACCUGUGUGGAGUGGCUCCUCAGAUAUCUGGAGAACGGGAAGGACAGUCUGCAGCGCUUAGACCCCCCCAAAGACACAUGUGACUCACCACACAGCUCUGAAGGAGACAUCACUCCCAGGUGCUGGGCGAUGGGCUUCUACCCUAAGGAGAUCACCCUGACUUGGCAGCGGGAGGGAGAGGACCAGACCCAGGACAUGGAACUGGUGGAGACCAGACCUGCAGGGGAUGGAAACUUCCAGAAAUGGGCAGCUGUGGUGGUGCCUGCUGGAGAGGAGCAGAGAUACACCUGCCAUGUGCACCACGAGGGGCUGCCUGAGCCCCUCACCCUGAGAUGGGAGCCAUCCCCUCAGGCCACCAUCCCCAUCAUGGGAAUUGUUGCUGUUGUAAUUGUCCUUGUUGUCACUGGAGCUGUGGUCGCUUUUGUCAUGUGGAAGAAGAAAAACACAGGAGUUAAAAAAGGGCCCUAUGCUCCAGCUGCCUGUAAUGACAGUGUCCAGGGCUCUGAUGUGUCUCUUUCUGCUUAAAAAGGUGAAGCCCUGGAGGGCCAGAAGAUGGAGAGGGGUUGAGGAAGGAGGAGACUUUUGAGUUACAGGGAUUUGUGACAUUUUGGGUCUUUAAUGGGUUGUUCAGAGUGUCUCCAUUACAAUGAGUGAUCUGAAUCUGUUCAUGAUACUUUUUUUUCACAGUUUGAGACAGCUGCCUUCUGUGGGGCUGAGCAGUACAGGAUUUCUUCAGUUCUCUUCCUGCUCCCUUCUGAAAUCUUAAGAAGUCCCAACUACUCUUUGUGCAGCUGGCAUCUAAUUGUGUCUUUGUGUCUGUGUUCCUAUAAUCAUAAUGUGAGGAAAUGGAGAGAGGAGCACAUCCCUGGUAACCAGGACACCUCCCCACACUGUCAUGUUCUCUUCCUCAAUCAACUUUCCUCUGUAGCUGAUGUGGGGCUGAGAUGUCUUCAUUCCUGAUUUAGCUUUAUGUUGCUCUGAACUGUAGCGUCUUUCUUCCCUUUUGGAAAAUCGAAUGUGGAUAUUGAUUAUAUUUCAAAUUUGUGCCACAAAAUAUGUUGAUGGGUUAAUUAAAUGAGAAGAGGAUUCCUAAAAUUUCUGAGAGAAAAUAAAACCUGAAACCUUCCAGAA